This is a messenger RNA of Vespa mandarinia (Asian giant hornet), 579 nucleotides long. RefSeq lists its product as uncharacterized. NCBI's taxonomy places the organism in Eukaryota, Metazoa, Arthropoda, Insecta, Hymenoptera, Vespidae. The record is from RefSeq and is a predicted model, not a curated record.
AUGCACAAUGGCAACAUCGCCUUCUUCACAACAACGAACGGUACACUGGUAGAUAUAGGUGCGAAAGAACUGAUUGACAAUAACAAGCUACCCACCAUUACCGAUGCAACUCUCGGUAGAGUGAAAAUUACUAAAAUGGGUAGAAGAUGUCUAAUAGCAUUACCUGUCAAGGAGAGAAUAUCGCUUUCAAUUCAAUUAGAAAACUUAGAUGAAGUCCUUCACUCUCUUUUUGAAAGGGUGAUUGAAUUACAAUUAAAAACUAUUGCGACCAUUAAAGGACCAGUGGGUGAUAUACCCUGGGCCAACGUAAAACGUAAAAUUCAUUCAAUCUUCUUAGAAAGCGAGACGAAAAUUAUUAUAUUAAAGCAUGAAAUAGUAAUACCUAAAGAGAUUGAACGAAUAGGUAUUAUAUAUGAUAACCACUCGGCACCGUUAGGUAGACACAAAGAUGUUUCUAAAACUUACCUAAGAAUUAGAGAGAAGUAUUAUUGGCCGAACCUAAAACGGGACAUACAAAAUUUCGUACAACAAUGUAAAAGCUAUCAGACGAAGAAACUUGUCAGACUAAAAACUCACUAA